AUGCCAGCUAAUCCUCAGAUCCAUGCCACAGGGCUACCAGAUGGCAGAGAACUGAAAAUGGACUUUCUCGAAUCCUCUUUCUUCAAGAACAACGGACCUAACCGAUGCUUGCCAACGCCGACAGAGGUUCGAGCCUUGUCAGGCACAAACCAGGCGAGGCCUCAACCACUUCCUGUGAUAUUUGAGCAUCUUAAUCUCAUUGUCAAGUUCGGUCCUCAUGUUGCAAUUGCUGAAGCGCAAUGUCUUUGGGUGAUUAAAAGAGUACUUCGUAACGAAGUUCCUGUGCCAGAGGUCUAUGGCUGGCGGGUUGAUGGGCGUGAUGUGUUCAUAUAUAUGCAGUAUGUACGAGGAGAGACACUGAAAGAUCGGUGGGAUUCUCUGAGUAUCGCCGAUAAAACCUCUGUUUGCGAUCACAUACGCGAGAUUACCACAUCUUUGCGGCAAGUCGAGCAAGACCCAAAUGAUUCGUUCAUUGGGUCUAUCAAUCGCCAACAUCUCUUAGACAUUGUCUUUGAAGGCCACCCUCCAGGCGGACCCUUCAAUACUGUCAAGCAGUUCAACGAUUGGUUUUCUCGACUGCCUUGGCUUCGGUUUCCUAACUCGGAAGAUAUCCAGGAUCCUUAUAGAACGUUCUUGCCAGAUACAGGAACUAUCAAGCUAACCCAUGGGGACCUACAUCAAGGCAACAUUAUCGUCUCUUCAGCAGGGCCGCCACGUGUACUUGCGAUCGUUGACUGGGCCCAUUCUGGAUGGUAUCCUGAUUAUUGGGAAUAUUGCAAAGCAGCCUAUACUUGUUCGUUUGAUGGAGAAUGGCGUAAUAGAUGGAUCCCAAUAUUUUUGAAACCACGGCCUGAGGUGCAUGAGAUCUUUGCAGAAUAUACACGGGCGCUGGGAGCUGUAUGA
Messenger RNA from Pseudogymnoascus destructans, 903 nucleotides. RefSeq lists its product as uncharacterized. The record is from RefSeq and is a predicted model, not a curated record. The transcript has 2 exons. NCBI's taxonomy places the organism in Eukaryota, Fungi, Ascomycota, Leotiomycetes, Thelebolales, Thelebolaceae. Bases 1 to 903 code for a protein of 300 amino acids.